Molecule: messenger RNA, 6690 nt
Organism: Anthonomus grandis grandis
Lineage: Eukaryota; Metazoa; Arthropoda; Insecta; Coleoptera; Curculionidae
Exons: 4
Coding region: 185-2518 (777 amino acids)
Biological process (GO): intracellular transport
Cellular component (GO): AP-1 adaptor complex; trans-Golgi network membrane
Molecular function (GO): clathrin binding
Source: RefSeq, a predicted model, not a curated record
CUGUCACUGUCAAAAGUCCAACCAACAACAAAACAACAAACAGAUGUUAAUUUUUUAAUAAAUUACCAAUUAAUUAUCCUCCAACCACUUGAAACGUAUUCAAUAUUUUUUCAAGUUCUCCAUUAUUCUAUCCAUUACCAACUCAAUAAGUAUUUCUUCAAGAGUCAUAAUUCAUACCCUAUAGAUGUCCAACGUUAUUCCACCUUUGUUGAGCGACACUCCUCCACCACCACCGAUUGAUGAUCAUGAGGAAGACGAUGAAUUCGGCGACUUUGCUGGUUCAAAUAAUUUGUCCAUCGACUGUGAUGACAGUUAUUCACCACCAGGGACCCCAUUAGAGAUUCCCACGGUGCCCUUUGAUUUGGACCCCGAUCCUGCCCCACCCAACAAAACCUGUAAGAGUUCAUCGGUGACAAAAGAUUUUCAUGACAAGAGAAAAGACUCUGAUUCACCCCCACUGUUAAAUGGUAUCCUAGAGGAUUUAAAAUUGCCUGAACAUGUAAAUAAUAUUGAUACUGCCGAAACUGUAACAGAUCAUCAAGAAAUCAACUGUGAUAUUCAAACCUCUUUUAAUAAUGUGCAACAGCUGGAGGUUGAGGAGAUUAGUGAGGAGCCUUGUGUGUGUGAUAAAGUGAUUAAUGAGUUGGAAAGUGUAAAGCAAUUCGAUGAAGAAUGCAAUAAUAGCAGUAUUUUACAAGAAUCAGGAGAUAUCGUGACCUGUAUUACUCUUGACAAUAAACCUUUAGAGAAAGUUGAAACUAAGGAAAAUAUAAAUGAUUUUGCUGUCAAUUUAGAUGAUGAGUUUGCUGAUUUUUCUUGUGCCCCUGCUGAAACAGAUUCAGACGAUUUUGGAGAUUUUACUUCCAUCACGAUAGUUACACACCAGGAUAAUUUUGCGAGUUUCCCUGAGACCCCUCCGAGUCCAACUGAGGACGACGACUUUGGGGAUUUUGCCUCCAUUUCAACCUUGCCAAUGGCCGAACCUCCUCAAUCAAGAGUUUUAUUAUUAAAUGAAAAACAAGCACUGGAAAAGUCAACGGAAAUAGUUAAGGAAAUGUUUCCAGUGCCGCAAAUGGCGGUGCCCGAUUUCCGGGAGGGGAAUUUUGAAGAAACUGAUAAGGUUUUUAAUCAGAUCAAGAACAUUACCGAGACACACGCUUUGGCUUACCAGUGGUCCAAGUCGGCAAGUCAGAACUUACUUUUGAAGGCUUUGAAUAUUGAUUCAAGGAAUAUUUUGUUUGGUCCUGGUUGGAACCCCUCGAUGCCCCGGUUUGCAGCCAACUUGAGCCUCACCCCACUAGAACCGGUUAAAUCGGAAAUCCUGACGCCCGUUCCUGUAAGGGAGCCUCAAAAACUAUCUACCGCACCCACGAAUUUGCCUGGUUUUGAUCUUGGAUUAAGUGAAAAUACUGAAUCAUUAUCGACUAAAGAAACGCUCACCAAGAUGGAUCCCCAACAACCCUUAGAGCCAACCACAGUGCAACCAACCAAAUCAGACUUGGAACAUUCAGCGUCAAUCCUCCAAGAUGAUUUCGAUGAUUUCGUAUCGUAUUCGCCCCCAAGGGAGAGUCCCCCCGGGCACAACAUCAUCCUUAGGGAGACCCACAUAUCCAACAAGGAACCCGACAUCGUCAGUUGGCUGGAGCCGACGAUCGUUACCCCGGAACUAACCAGGAAAGAUCGCGGUGGGCAAUUCGUGGAACCCGAGGAGGAUUUCGACGAGUUCCAGAUGGUGGUGGUACCAGAAGCGAGCACCUCUUUAAAAGUGCAACCCCUGGAAGCUUCUGAGGCAAAACCACAGAUUGAAGAUGAUUUUGGAGACUUUACGUCUUACGCUUUACCUAAAAGUGAACCGGUGGUGCUGCUUCAACCGACUGUUAUCGAAUCGAAACCACUAGUGAGCUGGCCCGAUCCCGGCAUCACCGAUGACGAAAUCAGACGUUUCGAGGCUUUGGGGCACCUCAGAGAGAAGAGCAAGAAAGACGAAAGUGGCAAGAAAGUGGAAGAGGAGGAGGAGGAGGACGAAUGGUCGGAUUUCGUGUCGGUUAAUCAGUCACCGGUGCACAAACUGAAAACCGAAAAGGAACGCUGCUCGACCCCCGAUUUGCCGCUGUCAGUGUUAAACUUGGGCAGCGUGCAGCCCGCCAAACAGCCCAUACCUGUGAUAACCCCCAACGGACUGGUGCAGACCAAAUUAUCCUCGAAAAUCCCCCUAAACAUCCCCAAUAUGGCGACGAGUAAAGUGUACCCCCAGAUCCCGAGUCAUCCCCCGAAACUUCAGCCCUCGAUCAUUAGUCAUCAGUACGGGAAUUACAUGGCCGCCAACAGUGGGAAAUCCAACGGGGACGAGGACGAGUGGAGCGACUUCGUGUCCCACCAAUCGGCGACUGGAACGGGAUUUCCGGAAACGACGCGCAAAGUCACCGGAAAUGGGGCAGCGGUGUCACCGUCGAUGCCGGAACUUGAUUUUUUGACGCCGCGUCACUUGCAGUGGACUGCCACCGGUCACCGGAAAUGACCAAAGGAGCAGGUCAUCUUGUAAAAUUAGAACGUAAACGUCGGUAUUCGGUAAGAGAAGAUCCAACGCGUCGUCACAGAGUUUUUAUUUAUUACGAUAACUAAUCGUUUCACUGUGUUAUUUUUAUCUUAAGGAACACACUCCUGAAUUUUCUUUCAGUAUUAAGGAACACACCCUAUAUAUCGUCGCUUUGGUUGUGAACUGUUCUAAUCCACAUAAGCCAAAACUGAAGCUAGUGCGCUUUUAAAAAACUUAUAUUUUCUUUUCUGGAAUAUUUAAAAAAAAAGGAGCGAAUAUAACAGUUUUUGUAAAAUUUCUAUUUAAGUAUCACACUUUUUAUGUGGAUGGUUUUAUUUUAGGAUUAUAAACUUUAGGUUUUAUGUGGCUUGGCUAUAUUCACUACAACAAAUUUGGUUGUUCUGUCAUAUUAUUUUAAGGUAUGAAAAGGUCUAACAGUUUAAUGUUUAAAAUGAUGAUAACUCAGCAUUUAUUAUAAAUAUUAGUGGUACAGAAAGUAUAAAAAUAACCGCAAUUCAAACUGUGAGUCUUUGACCAUAUCGGAUUUAACUUGAACCUCAUCAGUGGUUCUUUUAUUGCAAUUUUAAAUGAUUCUUUUACUCUAAAAUCCAAAUUUGAUUUAUCUGAGUUUAACGGGUCACGAAUGACAGUAUGUCAAAGUCUUAUACUUUUUAGUUAUAUUAUUUGUUGACAGUCAAUUUUCGAUUUUUCGUCGGUUAGAACUGUUCACCAAUAAUGCGACGAUAUAUCUUUCAGCGGGACAGUGAUUUGAAAAGUAACGACAUUAACUGGUAAUAGAAGGUAUAUCCGCUAGUAACCUGUUGAAGGUUCUGGUAGGUCACUAAAGUUUGUCAAUAACGCAAUUCGUGGUUGACAUAAGAACGUUGUCACUUGUGGUACAGUAAAAUGGUUUUUGGUCUGUAACCAGAUUAUUUUAGCUUUUUAGUAUUUUUCGUACUUAAUUAAAGGGUUCCAAGAGCCCAAAGUGUACAUAAUUGCUUAUAAUUUAUUUUACAUGUUGCUUAAGUGAUAUUUGAUUGCAUAAUUAUUUAUAUGUUUUAGAAGUUAUGUAAUGGGCAAAUCUUAACUUAUUCCUUCUAAUUUUAACGUUUUUUUUGGGCGUAUCCUGUUGCAACAGAUAAACAAUUUAAUUAUAAUAGAUGGGUGCCAUCUUGGCUCAUUCGGCAUUUUGACAAAGUAAGAAUGGGUUUUAAAUCAUUCCUUUAUAAUAAACUCCAAAUUUGAAAUAUGUGGCUUUUAAGGGUCACGAAUGACAGCUUGUCAAAUUUGAGCCUUUUUACACCGUCACUGAACGAGAUAUGGUUUUCAAAAAUUGGUGUUAUUUUGUUGCUUGAAGAAUUAGUAACAAAGUGUUUCUUUUAUUGUAUUUUUAUAUCAUUCGUUUAUAAUAAAAUUCAAAUGUAAAAUAACUGACUUUGACAGGUCAUGAAUGACAGUUUGUCAAAGUUUAGCCUUUUUUCACUCUCAAUAACUCUGAGACAUGAUUUUCAAAAAUUGCUGUAAUUUUGUUACACUAACGUUUAGCAACAAAUGGUUUCUUUUAUUAUAAUUUUAAAUCAUUAUAUUAUUAUAAAAUUCAAAUUUGAAAUAUCGGACUUUGACAGGUCAUGAAUGACAGCUUGUCAAAGUUGAGCCUUUUUUCACUCUCAAUGACUUCAAAACAUGAUUUUCAAAAAUUGCUGUAAUUUUGUUACUCUAACGUUUAUCAACAAAUGGUUUCUUUUAUUAUAAUUUUACAUCAUUAUUUUACCAUAAAAUUCAAAUUUGCAGUAUCGGACUUUGACAGGUCAUGAAUGACAGCUUGUCAAAGUUGAGCCUUUUUUCACUCUCAAUGACUCCGAAACAUGAUUUUCAAAAAUUGCUGUAAUUUUGUUACUCUAACGUUUUAUCAACAAAUGGUUUUUUUUAUUAUAAUUUUAAAUCAAUAUUUUACCAUAAAAUUCAAAUUUGAAGUAUCUGACUUUGACAGGUCAUGAAUGGCAGCUUGUCAAAGUUGAGCCUUUUUUCACUCUCAAUGACUCUGAAACAUGAUUUUUAAAAAUUUCUGUAAUUUUGUUAUUCUAACGUUUUAUCAACAAAUGGUUUUUUUUAUUAUAAUUUUAAAUCAAUAUUUUACCAUAAAAUUCAAAUUUGAAGUAUCUGACUUUGACAGGUCAUGAAUGGCAGCUUGUCAAAGUUGAGCCUUUUUUCACUCUCAAUGACUCUGAAACAUGAUUUUCAAAAAUUUCUGUAAUUUUGUUGUUCUAACGUUUAUCAACAAAUGGUUUUAUUUAUUAUAAUUUUAAAUCAUUAUUUUAUUAUAAAAUUCAAAUUUGAAGUAUUUGACUUUGACAAGUCAUGAAUGACAGCUUGUCAAAGUUGAGCCUUUUUUCACUCUCAAUGACUCUGAAACAUGAUUUUCAAAAAUUUCUGUAAUUUUGUUAUUCUAACGUUUAUCAACAAAUGGUUUUAUUUAUUAUAAUUUUAAAUCAUUAUUUUAUUAUAAAAUUCAAAUUUGAAGUAUUUGACUUUGACAGAUCACGAAUGACAGCUUGUCAAAGUUGAGCCUUUUUUCAGUCUUAAUGACUCCAAAACAUGAUUUUCAAAAAUUUCUGUAAUUUUGUUGUUCUAACGUUUAUCAACAAAUGGUUUUAUUUAUUAUAAUUUUAAAUCAUUAUUUUAUUAUAAAAUUCAAAUUUGAAGUAUUUGACUUUGACAGGUCAUGAAUGACAGCUUCUCAAAGUUGAGCCUUUUUUCACUCUCAAUGACUCUGAAACAUGAUUUUCAAAAAUUUCUGUAAUUUUGUUGUUCUAACGUUUAUCAACAAAUGGUUUCUUUUAUUAUAAUGUUACAUCAUUAUUUUACCAUAAAAUUCAAAUUUGCAGUAUCUGACUUUGAAAGGUCAUGAAUGACAGCUUGUCAAAGUUGAGCCUUUUUUCAUUCUCAAUAACCCUGAGGCAUGAUUUUCAAAAAUUGCUGUAAUUUUGCUACUCUAACGUUUAUCAACAAAUGGUUUCUUUUAUUAUAAUUUUACAUCAUUAUUUUACCAUAAAAUUCAAAUUUGAAGUAUCCGACUUUGACAGGUCAUGAAUGACAGCUUGUCAAAGUUGAGCCUUUUUUCACUCUCAAUGACUCUGAAACAUGAUUUUCAAAAAUUGCUGUAAUUUUGUUACUCUAACGUUUAUCAACAAAUGGUUUUAUUUAUUAUAAUUUUAAAUCAAUAUUUUACCAUAAAAUUCAAAUUUGAAGUAUCUGACUUUGACAGGUCAUGAAUGGCAGCUUGUCAAAGUUGAGCCUUUUUUCACUCUCAAUGACCCUGAGGCAUGAUUUUCAAAAAUUGCUGUAAUUUUGUUACUUUAACGAUUAGCAACAAAUGGUUUCUUUUAUUAUAAUUUUAAAUCAUUAUUGUACUAUAAAAUUCAAAUUUGAAGUAUCUGACUUUGACAAGUCAUGAAUGACAGCUUGUCAAAGUCAAGCCUUUUUUCACUCUCAAUGGCCCUGAGCCAUGAUUUUCAAAAAUUGCUGUAAUUUUGUUACACGAACGCUUAGCAACAAAUGGUUUCUUUUAUUAUAAUUUUACAUCAUUAUUUUACCAUAAAAUUCAAAUUUGAAGUAUCUGACUUUGACAGGUCACGAAUGACAGCUUGUCAAAAUUGAGCCUUUUUACACCCUCAAUGCUUAAGACAUGGUUUUCAAAAAUUGCUGUAAUUUUGUUGCUUUAAUGUUUAGCAACAAACGGUUUCUUUUAUUGUUAUUUCUAAUCAUUCCUUUACAAUAAAUUCUAAAUGUGAAUUGUCUAUUGCAACAGUUAACCUUAAAAUCUCUAGCGCCAUAGACGCCAUUUUGAAAAAAUAGGAAUGGGAUAAGGGGGAAAAGAGUUCAUAAAUCGAUGUUCCGUACUUUCUUUGCAAUAUACGCCGAGUGAGAUCGUUUCUAAUAUAAAGUUUCUACUAUUUAGUCAAUAAUUUAAUGGACGUAAAUGUGAAAAAAAACGGUGAUAUUUACUGAUUUUCCUCCCGAAUUAACUCACACAAUUUAUAUACAUCAAGUUCACGUUUCAUUUUUUAGGUACCGCAGCUUAAAAACAAUUUGUAAAUAUUGUAAAGCAUAUUGUUACUGUAUACAUUCCAAAAUAAAUUUAAUAUUAUUUAAAA